ACAGCUUCCUUUUCCCUCUCUAUCAACCAAACCAGCAUAUCACAAUGGGCUCAGAAACCCCUCUCAGACUUCCCGUCAUAGAUUUCUCCAACCAAAGCCUAACUCCAGGCACCACAGAGUGGAACACAGUGAGAGCUCAAGUCCACAAUGCACUCGAAGAGUAUGGUUGCUUCGAGGCAUUGUUCACCAAAGUCCCUUCACACAUUCGAAAGUCCAUAUUUCAAUCAAUUGAAGAGCUUCUCGACCUCCCUUUGCAAACCAAAUUAAAAAAUGUUUCGAGAAAACCUUACCGUGGCUAUGCCGGGCAGUCCCCCGUGAUGCCACUAUAUGAGAGCAUGGGGAUUGAUGGUGCCAACGUCUAUGAACAAGUUCAAAGCUUGACAAACACCUUGUGGCCUCAAGGAAACCCAAGCUUCUGCAAAACUAUACAAUCCUUCACGGAGAAAGUUUCGGAAUUGGAUCAGAUCAUCAGGAGGAUGAUUCUGGAGAGCUUGGGCCUUGAGAAGUACUUGGAGGAACACCUAAACUCGACCGACUACCUUCUUCGAGUGAUGAAAUAUAAGGCGCCUCAAACCAACGAGACUAAGUUAGGGAUACCCCCUCACACAGACAAGAACAUUGUCACCAUUUUGUACCAAAACCAAGUCGAUGGGUUAGAAGUGCAAACCAAAGAUGGCAAAUGGAUCAAUGUCAAGCCUUCAUCAGACUCUUUCAUCGCCUUGAUCGGCGAGUCACUCCACGCAUGGACAAAUGGUAGGCUGCAUCCUCCCAUUCAUAGGGUUAUGAUGAAUGGAAAUGAGGCUAGGUACUCAACUGGAUUGUUCUCCGCCCCUAAGGAAGGGUACAUAAUAAAAGCCCCAGACGAGGUUGUGGAUGAAGAGCACCCUUUGCUUUUUAAGCCCUAUGAACAUGCUCAAUUUAUUGCGUUCUGUAAUUCAGAGGCUGGCCAGAGAGGUCCCUCUGCUUUGAAGACUUACUGUGGUGUCCAAGACUUGACCUUGUCUACUUAGGUUGGCAAAUUACAAUUUCAAUAAAUCUCUCUUUGUAUAAUAAGUGGCAAAAUUGUAAUAAUGCAUCUAUUGUAUUAUGUUAUCUAUAUGGUUGACUAUCAACUCUCCUCUUACCAUUUUCUUUGUGGCCACUGGCCACUCUGUCUUCUCCUUAAUGUUUAAAUACUCCAUGUGCUUUGCAAUUCCUCUUA
Molecule: messenger RNA, 1201 nt
Organism: Prunus avium (sweet cherry)
Lineage: Eukaryota; Viridiplantae; Streptophyta; Magnoliopsida; Rosales; Rosaceae
Product: putative 2-oxoglutarate-dependent dioxygenase AOP1
Source: RefSeq, a predicted model, not a curated record